Messenger RNA from Topomyia yanbarensis, 4064 nucleotides. RefSeq lists its product as uncharacterized. The record is from RefSeq and is a predicted model, not a curated record. The transcript is spliced from 8 exons. Lineage: Eukaryota; Metazoa; Arthropoda; Insecta; Diptera; Culicidae. The coding region runs from base 209 to 2344 and encodes 711 amino acids. Gene Ontology annotation, cellular component: sarcolemma; sarcoglycan complex. Gene Ontology annotation, biological process: cardiac muscle tissue development; heart contraction.
AAAUUAAUGAAAGUGUAAGGACUACCCUGGAAACAAUGUAGCGGUUCAUCGAUCUCCGGCUAGCAGUGAGUGUCUAUAACUUAAACCAGAGGUGUUUUUUGACAUUUCCUACAAUUCUCCGAACAGUCAUCGCCGGCACACAUUCGUAAAGUGUCAUUCAGUGCAUUGGGUGUGAACAAUACCAUACACCCGCCGUUCUCGUACUGUAAUGACCUUUGAUGGUACGUUGAGCGAAAGCAAUCAAUCAUCCCUGCGGCGCAGCGAGAAUGCAUCCCGGGAGAAUAAUCCCUCGCACUCGUCAGCGGCCCACGUGAACCAUUCUGCCAUAGUACCAUUCAACAAGCAACAGGCACCGCCGCCGACGACGACGUCAGUCUCCGCCCAGGUCGGAUCAACUCCUAGGCCGGCUUAUCUGUACUACUGUUCGGACGAUUCCGAUACUGCUGCUGCUACUGCCGCGAACCGCGGCCAGUGUGACCAACCGAGGUCACCCCAUCUGCUGCUGCGGCAAGUGAAUUGGAAUUUUUACACUGAUUGCAAAGACGAUCACCAUCAGCCAAAUCCAAGAAGAGGUCCACCAACAACAAGCCAGCGCCCGUCACCACCACCAUCGUUGUCGUUUCCAUUGCUACCGCAGACGGAGGAGGCGCUGAAACUUCUGCGGGAAAUCGAUGGCAAUAUUGCCGCUGAGGCGCGAUUUGGCGAUAAUGGAUUCGGUACCCUCCUACUGGAUAACGACAAUUGUGGCAGCGGUGGUGCGGUCAACCGGGACGACAGUAUGUCCCAUUAUUUAAGAGAUGACCCACGUUCAGUGUUCUUCAACCAACAUCCGGGACCAAGCAAGGACAGUGACCCAAAAGCCAGCAGCAGCGUCGAAGAACCGACCCCUUCUACCUCGUCUGCCUUCGACAGCGGAAGCAUGUUGAAACGGCCAACCUUCGCAUCCAACACGCCGUCACUGAGUGGAUUUGGUAACAGCAAACCAAUCGCCAGCUCGUUGGGAGCGUCCAACAAUCUCUACCAGGGGCAACCUCCGAGGAUCAUCGGAAGUACCAGUGCCAAUUUCGGAGGGCCUACCGUAAUACACCACAAAAUAUCCAUCGAACCUCGGACUACUACGACGGCUACGGCGGACAGUUCAAAAAUCACAUUCAGGCCUUCGCCAACGAGUAGUACCGCAACGACGACCCCGACCUCGACGGCACCCGGUAGUGGGACCCAUCGACCGGUGGAAACGCAAAUGCCAACCAAUCGGAACAGUGCUAGUGGAGGCGGGAGUGUAGCUCCUGCGGUCGGAGGUGUCACGAAUCAUACUGUAAAUAGUAGUAAUGUUAGUAACAACAGUGCGCCACCUCACGGUGGAAGUGUCGGGAAAAAUCACAACAACGGUGAAACGGGAGGAGGAAAAGUGACGCCUCGAUUUGCGGCCGUUACUCAGCAAUCGAUAGGAAGUGCCGCCGCGGGUGUCCAGUUGACCCUGUACGGUUGGCGGAAGAAAUGCCUUUACACAGUGAUACUGAUGCUGAUGAUAAUGAUUAUCAUUAAUCUUGCCCUUACGCUGUGGAUACUGAAAGUGAUGGAGUUCUCGUCGGACGGAAUGGGUCAGUUGAAGAUAGUUUCCGGUGGGAUCCAGCUGACCGGUCAGGCGCUGGUGUUGGACAUCUUGCGAGCUUCAUCGAUCCGGUCGAAACAUGGUCAACCAAUUUCAAUAGAAUCAUCACGAAAUUUCAGCAUCAACACACGGGACUCGGAAGGCUAUCUGGAAAAUCAACUGUUCCUUGGUCACGACCGGUUGGAGGUUCUGGCGAACAACUUCCGAGUGACGGAUACUCACGGAACUUCUCUGUUUUCGGUAGACCGAGACGAAGUUAGCAUCGGGGCCACUGCGCUGCGGGUCGAAGGAGAAGGUGGCGUGAUAUUUAAGGAUUCUAUACAGACGCCUCUGGUGCGGGCGGAGGCGGGGAAAGAUUUGAAGUUAGAGUCACCUACACGAUCUCUGGAAAUGCGGGCAACUCAGGAAAUAUUCGUGCAGUCCCGCGCCGGCAGCAUAGAAGCCAACUGUCUCAACGAUCUCAAACUACACUCAGUGGCCGGAAGUAUCCGACUGGACGCCACCAACAUUCUACUGCCAAACCUGAAAACCGUUCAACCUCUAUCAACUUCUGUGUCUUCUGGAUCGUUGUUGCGAGAACAUGGUGGUGUUGGUGGUGGCAGUAGUGCCUCGUCUUCUUCCCUGCCAUCGCACAGUAAAAUCUAUCAGCUAUGCGCCUGCUCCAACGGUAAGCUGUUCCUUGCUCCGGCCCACAGCAUAUGCGCUACCGAUGACAGUGCCAUCUGCAGGUAAUAUUUGAUAUUGCUAGACCCUGCAGUUAGAGUUGCUGCUGUGCCGCAGUAGUAGUAGUAGCUUAGAAACGUUUCGCCUACAUCUAGCUAGCCAUGAACACUUUGACGGUGUUUGCGAUACAAUGAGAGGGUAGAUAAUUAUUCGAUUCGUGGCCUAUUGAUCUAGGCAAUAGUAAACCAUCACUUCAAAAGGAUUUACGGCAGUGUCACAAAUGAACUCAAAUGUUCAACUUUGCCAGUUCGCUAGUACUGUUUACAUCGACUUAUGUCGUUUUCGAUUGAGAACCUAGACACUAACCCAGGUUAGUUGCUUCAAACAAACGUUUUUAAUGGAACUGAGUUGGGUUCUCGCAAAACAGCGGUAGUGCGAGUGAACCCGAAAUAUAUUUCAGGUUGGAACCUAACUCGGUUUUCAGUUCAGUGGAGCAUAACCUAGGUUCGAAACUGGCUUCAAACAAACGGUUUGACAGCAUAUAGUUCCGAAACUGAGUUAGUUUCUGCCUCAAGCGAAAACGACAUUAGAAAAUUUCUUGCGAAUUGCUUCGAGCAAAUCAAGUCGUCCACAAAAAAAAAAUUUCCAUGUAAACAGUACAAGUGAACUGUCAAGAAAAGUGAGGUUAACAGCGUCCGUAAAAACCUAAUAGCAAGCCAUCACAUCAAAAGGAUUUACGGCGGCGUCACAAAUGAACUCAAGUGUUUAUCUUUGACAGUUCGCUAGUACUGUUUACAUGAACCGUCGAUAAAAUUUAUCCAAGUCCAUCUAUACUGCACUAGCGAACUGUCACAAAAGUUAAGUUAACUGUGUCCGUAAAGAACCCUAUUGGUUCAAUGUUUCCGUAUUGAAUACUUUACGGUGAUGCCAAAAAUGAACUCGAGUGUUAAUUUUUGACAGUUUGCUCGUACUGUGUUUACACGGACUUAGAAAAAUUCUUUGCGAUUUCCUUCCAGCUAAUCUAGUCGCCCACAAAAAUUUUCUUAGUCCAUGUUAACAGUACUAGUGAGCUGACAAGAAAAGUGAGGUUAACUGAGUCAGUAAAGAACUUAAUGGCAGCGAAAGCUUCUAAUGUGAUGAUCGGAUGAUUAUAAGCAGAGUAAACAGAUGAAAUUUUUCCCCUGAAUGUGUUCCCCCGUAAAACGGAGGCACUUCGCCAUUGCCUAACACGUUAGAAACUGUGAAUAUUGUUGGUUCAUGAUUGUCGAACCGCAAAAAAAAUAAAACGUUACCGAAUCCGAUUGAGUUUAUCACACGUUAAGACAAUGUGUUAGAUGAGUGCGAUUGCAACAACAAAAAAACUAGUUUUAUAUUACGCCCAAGCAAUGCCAUCAGACUAAUCAAAAAAUGAUCUAUAAGUUGCAUUUCGGCGUGGUUCCCUAUCCGUAGCAGCUUAUUAAGUAGAAGCAAAACCCGAAAGAAGACGGUAGAGUAGAACUCAACAUUAUCGCAAACAAAUUGACCAUGGAACAGUAAACCGGUCGAGAAGUACCGCAGUUCAUUCGCGAGCGAAAAAUAGCCAAACGCUAGAAUCAAGGUAAUUAAAUAAAAUAAAUCUACUGCUAAAUGAAUUAAAACAUUAGCGAAAUCUCCAGUUCUAACGAUAAGGUCAGCGUCGAAAAAAGGCAAGUCUACUUUAUGGUAGUUGUUGAAAGAGGUUUAGUUUUACAUAAAAAUAUACAUAUCAUAUACAAUAGCGAGGGGAGAUAAUAAUAAAUAUAGAAACUUA